Syzygium oleosum is the source of this 1483-nucleotide messenger RNA. RefSeq names its product F-box/FBD/LRR-repeat protein At1g13570-like. The record is from RefSeq and is a predicted model, not a curated record. Gene Ontology annotation, molecular function: protein binding. Lineage: Eukaryota; Viridiplantae; Streptophyta; Magnoliopsida; Myrtales; Myrtaceae.
UCACCAGUCCCCUUCUUGCAUUCAGCACUUCCUUUUGCUCCAUACAAUUGCACUUCAUCUCUCUCUCAAAGCUCGACCAACUACAUCGCUAAGCAAGAACAAUUCCUCCGGUGAGAAUAAGAAUGACGAGUGAGUUGGAUAAGAUUAGCCAAUUGCCGAGGCACAUAGUGGACCAAAUCCCGUCUCACUUGCCGAUUAAGGACGCAGUGAGGACUAGUAUUUUGUCGAGAAAGUGGAGGUACAAAUGGUCCUCUGUUCCACAACUUGUGUUCGAUGACCAAUGCACUAGGGCCACAAGAAUUCCUUCUCUUCAACCAUCUCUGCAUGAAAACUUGGUGAAGAUAAUUGACAAGGUUCUCUUGCUUCAUACUAGCCCAAUACGGAAGUUCAAGCUCUCGCACGAAGAAUUUUGCGCCACGAGUGACAUUGACCACUGGAUUCUUCAUCUAUUCAGAGUGUGUGUCAAAGAAAUCGUACUCGACAUCUGGACAUGGCAGUAUUACAAGAUUCCCUCCUUAUUCAAUUGCCAAUACUUGAUUCAUUUGGAACUAUACAAAUGUUUGGUGAAAAUCCCAUCGAUGUUCGAAGGAUUCCAUAACUUGGAAAGUUUGGAUCUUCAGCAUGUUCAACUGUCUUUGGACGGGCUUAAGGCUUUGAUUUCUCACUGCCCCCUACUAAAACGUUUGAAGUUGAGGAACUUAGAGGGGAUUAAGCAAAUUAACGUCGAUACUGGCAACCUCGAGUGGCUUGAUGUUGAAGGAGCUUUUCAGGAUGUCGCUUUCGGUGUUAUGAACAAUUUGAUGUCGCUCAUGGUUGGUUUCUCUGAUGAUAUUGCUAAUAAACGUGGAUCCCACUACGCCAACUCGAACAAUUUGCGCAAACUCUUCCGAAAUUUGCCCAAACUUCAUAGUCUCAUACUUGAAAAUUACUCACUGAAGUAUUUGGGUAUUGAAAAUGCUCCACAGACACUGCUUGAUGAACUCGUUCAUUUGAAUUACCUCUUCACAUACAUAGACUUCAAUAGUGUGGGGUAGAUUUUGACUGUUAUGUGCUUGAUCAAAAGCUCUCCUGAGUUGAAACAUGUAGCCUUUCAGUGUCGUGCCAAGGAUCAACAGACUACAUGGAUUGGAAAAUUGGCAAACUUUUGGGAAGACGCAGCAUGUUGCAUGGAACAAGUACAAGUUGUAUCAAUGGGUGGGAUUUCUGGUAGUGAGCCAGAGCUGGAAUUGAUGAAGUUUUUGCUUACUAGCUCGCCAAACCUACAAACGAUGACGAUCCGACCUACUUCCACGAGUGGAGAAGGCAGGUUGUUGAAGGAGUUACUACAAUUCCGGCGAGCCUCAGCACAUUUUUCUCGACCCUUUUGUUUUAGAGUAAGGAGUCAUUGCAAUUGUUUAUACUAUGCUGUUUAGAACUUGAAUAAACUGGGAUACGGAGUUCGUGUGUUACUUUGAGAAAUGAGAAUCCUCUUCGUUCAUCUUCC